ACUCUCCUGGAAACCCACCCAGAACAUCCACCUUCUAACACCAUGGUCAGCUCCUGUUGUGGUUCCGUUUGCUCUGACCAGGGCUGUGGCCUGGAGACCUGCUGCCGCCCCUGCUGCUGCCAGACCACCUGCUGCAGGACCACCUGCUGCCGCCCCAGCUGCUGUGUGUCCAGCUGCUGCAGACCCCAAUGCUGCCAGUCUGUAUGCUGCCAGCCAACCUGCUGCCGCCCCAGUUGCUGCAUCUCCAGUUGCUGCCGCCCCUCUUGCUGUGAAUCCAGUUGCUGCCGCCCCAGCUGCUGCCAGACCAGCUGCUGCAGGACCACCUGCUGCCGACCCAGCUGCUGCAUCUCCAGCUGUUGCAGACCCCAGUGCCACCAGUCUGUGUGCUGCCAGCCCACCUGCUGUAACUGCUGCCGUCCCAGCUGCUGUCAGACCACCUGCUGCAGGACCACCUGCUACCGCCCCAGCUGCUGCAUCUCCAGUUGCUGCCGGCCCAGCUGCUGUGUGCCCAGCUGCUGCAGACCCCAGUGCUGUCAGUCUGUGUGCUGCCAGCCCACCUGCUGCCGCCCCAGCUGCUGCAUCUCCAGCUGCUGCCGCCCCUCUUGCUGGGAAUCCAGCUGCUGUCACCCCUCUUGCUGGAAAUCCAGCUGCUGCCGCCCAUGCUGCUGCCUGCGUCCAGUCUGUGGCCAAGUCUCCUGCCACACCACUUGCUAUCGUCCAACCUGUGUCAUCUCCACCUGCCCCCACCCCAUGCCCUGUGCCUCCUCUUGCUGCUAAAUCUUUGCUUUGAACACACCACUUCCUUAUCACCUCCUUUCCUACAGAUGAAGGCUCUGCUUUAAAACAUGUGGAGUGCUCAAGGGAAUGGAUCUGUGUACCAUAAGCAAACCUCAUCCUUAGAAAUUCUGUAUUUGCGCUCUACCUUUUGUCCAAACUCCCUGCCUUCCAAAUGAAUUCAUUGAGAGUCUCCUAAUAAAUCUACAAAUUUCUCUCCAACAUCCCCCCACCUCUUUGACUUCAGGAUAUUUAUUCAUCAUGCCUAAAGAAUUCGAAGAUUGCCUCCAUCAUUUGUAGGGCCACAGAUCUUAACGCCCCCGACCUCGAAGUCCGGGGAAGUCUCUUAAAGUCUUUUGCAAAGAUUUUUGUACCUUGUUGUUUCCAUGUACCAAAAUAAACCUUCAUUCUAUUGGCACU
Cebus imitator (Panamanian white-faced capuchin) is the source of this 1194-nucleotide messenger RNA. Its product is annotated as keratin-associated protein 4-9-like. Bases 43 to 777 code for a protein of 244 amino acids. Gene Ontology annotation, cellular component: keratin filament. NCBI's taxonomy places the organism in Eukaryota, Metazoa, Chordata, Mammalia, Primates, Cebidae. The transcript is spliced from 2 exons. The record is from RefSeq and is a predicted model, not a curated record.